ACAACAACGUUGUAUAUGCACGUAGGAUUUAAAAGUGUGGAAUUAGCAGGGGAAAUCAGUAACUGUCUUUGUGGACAGACAGAGAAGGACAUAACCAUGGAAUUUCCUUUUAUGAUCCAGGUGCUCGGUAAAGCAUGUCAGCUAUCUGACACAAAGCAAGAACCAACAGCCAACAUGUCCAGCAAAAGGGCAAAGACGAAGACCACCAAGAAGCGCCCUCAGCGCGCCACUUCCAAUGUAUUUGCGAUGUUUGAUCAGUCGCAGAUUCAGGAAUUCAAGGAGGCCUUCAACAUGAUCGACCAGAACAGGGAUGGCUUCAUCGACAAAGAGGACUUGCACGAUAUGCUCGCCUCCCUUGGAAAGAAUCCAACAGAUGAAUACCUGGAUGCCAUGAUGAAUGAGGCUCCAGGCCCCAUAAACUUCACGAUGUUCCUGACCAUGUUUGGUGAGAAGUUAAAUGGCACCGACCCGGAAGAUGUAAUCAGGAAUGCAUUUGCUUGCUUUGAUGAAGAAGCAACAGGGUUCAUCCAGGAAGACUACCUGCGGGAGCUGCUGACGACAAUGGGAGACAGAUUCACGGAUGAAGAGGUGGACGAGCUGUACAGAGAGGCACCCAUCGACAAAAAGGGGAAUUUCAACUACAUCGAGUUCACACGCAUCCUGAAACAUGGAGCAAAAGACAAGGAUGACUGAGCAAAUCCAUGCAUACCUGCAGAUUAUCUCUACACUCGUGUUUAUUUUUAAGGGUUUAUUCCUGAUAGAACUUGUUGCAUGCAUUUAGCUUUACAGCUUUUGCCUUUCUCAAUGUAUUUAUCUAUUCCAGGCCAUUUAGGCAUAUUUGCACCUGUGUAAUCAGACUGGAUGCAGGGAAAAUAUUGUGGGGAAAAGGAUAUGGGGACAAACAUCCCUGGAGUUGAUACUCCAGGAAAAUAAUCUCAAUAUUUCUGGUUUAGCUGGAUUUUUACAUUUUUGUAAUAAAUGCCAUUUUGAAAUAAAGAUUGCUAUAUAGAUAAAAUACCUCAAAA
This is a messenger RNA of Manacus vitellinus (golden-collared manakin), 1025 nucleotides long. RefSeq names its product myosin regulatory light chain 2, smooth muscle minor isoform. Lineage: Eukaryota; Metazoa; Chordata; Aves; Passeriformes; Pipridae. Gene Ontology annotation, cellular component: cytoplasm. The transcript is spliced from 4 exons. Gene Ontology annotation, molecular function: calcium ion binding. Bases 16 to 693 code for a protein of 225 amino acids. The record is from RefSeq and is a predicted model, not a curated record.